AUGGGACAAGAUGAAGAUUGUCCGUACCAGGUCUGUUCUUCGGAGGAAUUGGGUCGAUACCUUGCUGCAGCUCGGGACCUCGCCCCUGACGACUUAGUGCUGACUGAACAGCCUUUGGUAUUUGGCCCUAAGGCGAUGCCCGAUCCUGAAGCAAUUGUGCCCUGCGUAGGCUGCUAUAAGCCAGUCUUCACCGAUGUUGGGGAGAGAUGUGCAAAAUGCGGCUGGCCAGUCUGCUCCGGCUACUGCCCAGGUCUCAAAGAUCCUCAACAUCAUGGUGUGGAGUGCGAAAUACUAAGUGCUCGACCAGAAUGUGUCUUAGACGAUAUGGCAAAUUAUUAUAGGCAUGAGGCACUUCUUCCACUGAGGUGCACAUUACUCCAGACUGUCGAUCCUGAUAAAUGGAAGAAACUUUUGCAGAUGCAAUCACAUAUGGAAUGUCGCAUUCCGGGAACGGAAGCAUACGACGAAGCAAACGAAUUCAUCGUCGAGUAUUUAAUGAACGACUUCAUCGCCAAACUUGACGCAAAUACUAAAAAGCAAUAUCUCCCGGAAAUUUCUGCGAUAUUAAUACACAGAAUGUGUGGCAUUAUUGCCACGAAUGCUUUAGAAAUUCGUCUCCCAGAAGGAGCUGAAUUAUUAGCGUUGUACACCAACACCUGUAUCAUGGAACACAGUUGUAUUCCGAACACAAAACACACAUUCUCUCAGUCAGCUAAGAACAAAUAUGAUUUAUAUAAAAUAACAGUCAAAGUUGCAAUUCCAAUAGAAAAAGGUUGUCACAUAAGUACAAUGUAUAGUCAUGCUUUAUGGGGAACUCAAGCUAGGAGGCAACAUUUAAAAGAUACAAAAUAUUUUUCAUGUAAAUGUCAAAGGUGUAGCGAUCCUACUGAGCUAGGAACUUUUUUGAGCGCUAUGAAAUGUUUGGGUGAUGGCUACGCCUGUGAUGGUAUACACUUACCCGAAGACCCAUUGGAUGAUGAAACCGAAUGGGCUUGUAGUAAAUGCAGAAUCAAACUAGAUAAUUCUCAAGUCAACAUGAUUAUAUCGCAAAUGGGCGAAGAAGUUGAUAAUGUGCAAAUGAUGGGUGGAUCACCGAUUAUGUUAGAAAAUCUGUUAUGUAGAUUUUCAACAUAUCUGCACCCAAAUCAUUAUCAUUUGUAUUCGGUAAAACAUUCUUUGAUACAACUUUAUGGGAGGCAAGCAGGUUAUACUUCACGAGAAAUUUUAAAUAAAAAAAUUAAAAUGUGUAGAGAAUUAAUUAAUAUUACAAAUAAAUUGGAUCCUGGCAACGCGAGGCUGAGUUUGUACAGUGCUGUUCUGUAUCAUGAACUGCAUUCAGCGUUAUUUAUGAAAUCACAAACGGUUAAUAAUGAUGGCAUACAAAUGACUGAUGAGGAAAUUAAACUUUUGCUUAUAGAAGCAAAAGUUACCAUCAAUUCUGCUAUAAAUGCUUUAAAAGAUGAUUUGGAUGAAUCCUCAGGAAAGAAACUGUACGAAGUUAUUUUAAAAACUAAAAGUGAUUUUGAAAGGUAUUGUCAAAAGAAAAACAUUACUUUUUAA
Molecule: messenger RNA, 1560 nt
Organism: Diatraea saccharalis (sugarcane borer)
Lineage: Eukaryota; Metazoa; Arthropoda; Insecta; Lepidoptera; Crambidae
Source: the annotation of a GenBank genome assembly